AUGGUGAUGGGGAACGAUCAAGAUGAACAAGAAGAGGUGGAAGUAGUAGAGGAAGAGAAGGAUGAUACAGACAUGCAUGAGCUUGAAGGGAUGAAAGUGGUAGAAGAGACGAUUGAGGAGUAUGAGUGCCCGACAUUUACAUUGACGGAAACUGAAAAGAAGCGGAUUUAUCGACCUUGGAAACGAUGUGUGAUAAUGAAACUUCUUGGAAUAAAGAUUGGUUAUAAGGCUCUUGAAUCAAGGCUGAAGCAGAUGUGGGUGAGGAAAGUUAAAAAGUGGAGGCUAAACUUUGAACCUUCGAGUGACAUCAUUGAUGAAGUUACAGUCUGGGUUAGGGUAUCUGAAUUACCAAUUGAAUUCUAUUAUGCUAGGGUUCUUAGUGGUGUUGGUAAUUGA
Messenger RNA from Vicia faba (fava bean), 396 nucleotides. Lineage: Eukaryota; Viridiplantae; Streptophyta; Magnoliopsida; Fabales; Fabaceae. The record is from the annotation of a GenBank genome assembly.